UUGUGAUUAAAGUGAAAAAUUCAUUGAUUCGCUCGCUGCCACGGCUCAAGAUGACAUUUACGUACAAGGAUCUGAUAGAUGUGGCCAUUGGCACACCGGAGUCGGGCCACGUCAACUUCUAUGCCCUGCACGUGCUGCUGACCAACUUGGCACAGAAAUUGGAUUGUCUGGAUGAGAUUGUGGAGCAGGAUGAGUACCUAGCCUCCAAUAUACGCAUGCAGAGCAGCAUGAUGACAAUGCGCAGCCCCUGCUCCAAGUAUCGUCUGGUGGGUGGUGCCGAUGCGGAGGAAGCACCCGCAGAUGCAGCCGCUAGCGAAGCACCAGCCGAAGAGGCUGCACCACCGCCCGCUGAGGAGGAACCAGCCGCCGCAGCUCCAGCAGAAGAAGCAGCAGCUGCGCCCGAACCAGAACCCGAGCCCGAGCCCGAGCCAGCAGCAGCGCCUGAGCCCGAGCCAGAACCUGAGCCAGAGGCUGCACCCGAAGAGGCGCCAGCAGCCGCAGCCGCAGCCGAACCUGAAGCCGAGCCAGAGCCAGAGCCACAGCCCGAACCAGAAGCGAAACCAGAGACGCCCGCCGUGGCAUCCGAGCCAGAGGUGGCGCAUGCCGGGGCAGAGGAUCAGGUGGAGCCACCGCUAAUCUCACGCGCAACGUCGCGCACCUCCCAACGCAGGUCGCACGGGCGCCUUGAUGGCUCCCUGGUGGGCAACCUGACGCGCCUGGAGAAGCGCAUGUCCAAGGUGGAGAUGCACAAGGAGCAGGCCAACAUGGAGAUGCAGACGUUCGUGACCACUAUGACGGGCCAGAUGAAGCUCACCAUGGAGCAGCUGAACAAUGUGACCCACCUGCUGAUCGACCGCAAACCCAAUCCGGAUCGCUUCAAGCUGCUGCGGCACAUCGCCCGACAGCUGCGCGUGCUGAUGCGGGCCGCCGACGACGAGGUGUCCAUCAGCUGGACCAGCGGCGAGGCUGUCAUAGAGGAGAUGGAGGCCAUGGAGGAGGAAAUGGAGGAGGAGACGACGGUCUCCACCACGCCCACGGAGGCGGAGAAGCCCGAGGAGGAGGAGACCUUGGAUCUGGAGCAGCAUCUCUGCUACUCGCCCGAUCGCAUGCUCAACGAGCUGCUGGAGCUCAAGUCGCAGUUCUGCGCCCUCACCAACAAGACCAACGAGCUGGCCGCCGCGCUGCUGAAGCAGGACGCGCAGCAUCUGAUGGACAGCAUGCAGGAUCUGCAGGAAACGGUGCGGGAGAUCAAGCUGUAUAUGGCCACCAAUCGGGAGGCCACCCAGAGCAUGCUCACCCAGGUGAAUGCGAAUGUUGCGCAGAUUGUCCAGCUCAAGAAGUCCGUUACGCACCUGGACGAGAUGAAGAUCGACAAGACGGAGGUGGAGCUGCUGCUGGCCGAGAAGGUGGACUUCGAUCAGCUGGCGACGAAGGUGUCGCUGGAACAGCUCGAGGAGUACAAGGCGCGGCUGGAGAAGCAGUUCUGCGAGGUGCGCCACAUCAUCAGCCUGAACGAGAAGAACGUGCUGCAGAUCAUCGACCAUCUGCGCAUGACCCUGGGCAUCGAUGCCCUCGAGCUCGGACUCAAGGACUUCCGCGAGCUGAUCGAGAAGCGUGUGGCCAUGAUCGCCGAGGCGCUGCAGAAGUACAUGGAAAUGACCAACGAUGACUGCGCCGCCGCCGCCGGGCGGGUCAAGGUGCUGCAGGAUCUCGCGUGCAUCUCCUGCGACACGCCGUGCGUGAUGCGCACAGUGGAGCGCUCCAAGGUGCCGUCGCUGCCGGCGGCCAAGGGCUCGUCGGGCCUGGGGCCGCUGGUCACCUACGAACUGGGCCAGAUCCGCAAAUCGGGCAUCAUGGGCUACUACCGCAAGGACGAGUUCCCCCACUGUGCCAGUGCCUGGACGAAGGGCACCGCCGGCGCUCCCAUGGUCAAGUGUGUGCCACGCCAUGCGGGCGGACUCCACACCACCCACACCGCCGACGAUCACAUGCAGAAGGUGGUGCUGUCCAAGAAGACCUCUGGCUGGCGAUAGAACGAACCGCAAACAUCAGUUGAACUUUUAUUUCUCACGUUACUUUCGACACGAUUCAAAACUAAAUUUACAAUAUUA
This is a messenger RNA of Drosophila obscura, 2111 nucleotides long. It is a transcript of the gene nis, whose product is annotated as coiled-coil domain-containing protein 96. Lineage: Eukaryota; Metazoa; Arthropoda; Insecta; Diptera; Drosophilidae. The transcript has 2 exons. Bases 51 to 2033 code for a protein of 660 amino acids. The record is from RefSeq and is a predicted model, not a curated record.